Messenger RNA from Penicillium brasilianum, 2603 nucleotides. Lineage: Eukaryota; Fungi; Ascomycota; Eurotiomycetes; Eurotiales; Aspergillaceae. The record is from the annotation of a GenBank genome assembly.
CGGCCUCCGGAUCCAUUGGAUUUUGCAAAUUACCAAAUAACAAUUAUUUAAUUCCAGGCCCUGCCCAUCCCCCCCCCCCCCUCCUCGAACUGCUCUUGUCUUUCGACUCUUCCUCUUCUCCAUUCCUCCUAUCCAUCUUUCUCAUUCCCUUUACUUUCCCACCUUACCCUCCCGGAUUGUUCCCUCCUAGAAGUGGUGUUUACGCUCUCCUUAUUAUUUCCUCCUCUCUCCGUUUGAGUUUCUUUGCGUCCAAGAACUUACAACCAUGUCGGACGCUCCCAAGCCCUCAGUGGUGCUCGAGGCCCACGAGGUCGACACUUUCCACGUUCCCAAGGCUUUCCACGACAAGCACCCGACCGGAACUCACCUGAAGGAUCUCGACGAGUACCAGAAGCUCUACGAUGAGUCCAUCAAGAGCCCCGACACUUUCUGGGCUCGUAUGGCUCGUGAGCUCCUCACUUUUGACCGCGAUUUCCAGACCACUCACUUCGGCUCUUUCGAGAACGGCGACAAUGCCUGGUUCGUCGAAGGUCAGCUGAACGCCUCAUUCAACUGCGUUGAUCGUCACGCUCUGAAGAACCCCGACAAGGUCGCGAUUAUCUACGAGGCCGAUGAGCCCAACGAGGGCCGCACCAUUACGUACGGCGAGCUGCUGCGCGAGGUCUCUCGGGUUGCCUGGGUGCUCAAGCAGCGCGGCGUCAAGAAGGGAGACACGGUCGCCAUCUACCUGCCCAUGAUUCCCGAGGCCGUGAUUGCCUUCCUGGCCUGCUCCCGUAUUGGUGCCGUGCACUCCGUCGUCUUUGCUGGUUUCUCCUCCGACUCUCUCCGGGAUCGCGUGAUUGACGCCCAGUCCAAGGUUGUCAUUACCACCGAUGAGGGUAAGCGUGGUGGAAAGGUUAUUGGCACUAAGCGCAUUGUCGACGAGGCCCUGAAGCAGUGCCCUGAUGUUACCACCUGCCUGGUGUACAAGCGUACCGGCGCCGAGGUCCCCUGGACUGCCGGUCGGGAUUUGUGGUGGCACGAGGAGGUUGAGAAGUAUCCCAACUACCUGGCCCCCGAGCCGAUGAACUCCGAGGAUCCUCUUUUCCUUCUCUACACUUCCGGUUCUACCGGCAAGCCCAAGGGUGUUAUGCACACGACCGCCGGUUAUCUGCUCGGUGCGGCUAUGACCGGUAAAUACGUGUUUGAUAUUCACGAGGACGACCGUUACUUCUGCGGUGGUGAUGUCGGCUGGAUUACCGGUCACACCUACGUUGUUUACGCUCCUCUGCUCCUCGGUUGUGCUACCGUUGUUUUCGAGAGUACUCCCGCUUACCCCAACUUUUCCCGCUACUGGGAUGUUAUCGACAAGUACGAUGUCACCCAAUUCUACGUCGCUCCCACUGCCCUGCGCCUGUUGAAGCGCGCCGGUGACGAGCACAUCCACCACAAGAUGAAGUCUCUGCGCAUUCUGGGCUCUGUUGGUGAGCCUAUUGCUGCCGAGGUGUGGAAGUGGUACUUCGAGUCCGUUGGAAAGGAGGAAGCCCACAUCUGCGAUACCUACUGGCAAACCGAGACUGGUUCUAAUGUCAUCACCCCUCUGGGCGGUAUUACCCCCACCAAGCCCGGUAGUGCCUCUCUUCCCUUCUUCGGCAUUGAGCCUGCGAUUAUCGACCCCGUCUCUGGAGAGGAGAUCACCGGCAACGAUGUUGAGGGUGUUCUUGCCUUCAAGCAGCCCUGGCCCAGCAUGGCCCGCACCGUUUGGGGUGCUCACAAGCGUUAUAUGGAUACCUACCUGAAUGUGUAUAAGGGCUACUACUUCACCGGAGAUGGCGCUGGUCGCGAUCACGAUGGUUACUACUGGAUCCGUGGCCGUGUUGACGACGUUGUCAACGUUUCUGGUCACCGUCUGUCCACCGCUGAGAUUGAGGCUGCCCUUCUUGAGCACCCCAUGGUCGCCGAGGCCGCCGUUGUUGGUAUCUCCGACGAGCUGACCGGCCAGGCUGUCAACGCCUUCGUUGCCCUCAAGGACGGCAAUGAGACCACUGACCAGGUGCGUAAGGAUCUGGUUAUGCAGGUCCGCAAGUCGAUCGGUCCCUUCGCUGCCCCCAAGGCUGUGUUUGUGAUCGACGAUCUUCCCAAGACCCGCAGUGGAAAGAUUAUGCGCCGUAUUCUGCGCAAGAUUCUCAGCGGUGAGGAGGACAGUCUGGGUGACACCUCAACUCUGUCCGAGCCUGGUGUUGUGGACAAGAUUAUUGCCACCGUCCACGCCGCCCGCGCCAAGUAAAACGUCGAGUAUAUGAAUUGAUGAUAAUGAAUGCUUCAGAAGAGUUUGCCCUUUUUUGAAAGUUCUUCUUAGGUGUGUUGAUUGGUAUUUCCUUCGAUUUCCACGUCGCCUCCAGGACUGUCCGUAAUGUGGGCAUGCGAGAUUUGAUGUAUUUCUCCGUUUCUUUCUGUAUUUGAGAUUCCCUGAUCUGUCUAUCCAGUUGUUGUGUGAAUAGUAUUAUGCUUCUGGAUAUCAAUGAUCUUGACCUUCCUAUCAUUCGCAAUGUGCAUCUUGGUUACUCAGACAUAAAUAGCAAGAUAGGUACUUAGUAGAGAGUACAUAAGUAUACACCCCUAAA